GUCGUCGAGCUUUCGCGUUUGUUGGGCAAGGUGCGAAGUCACCUGCGCGCAUGCCACGGUGAGGUUACAACCCCUACAUGGGUGGUGCACUUGCAACUUGCCGCCUUUGGUCUCGUGGCAGUACCUCCCUUGUUCAGCAUACGAUUCCACGACGGUAAGCACGACACAAGUGCAAAUCGCGCGUUUGAGCAUGUAUCCAAGCAUGCAACUCGGACAUAAAUAGAGUCCUGUCACAGUCGCCUGAACGUCUCUCACCGCCGACCUCUUUGCGCAGCUGGCCUGCCUCAAUCCUAUUCCUUCGAUUCCAUCAUUCAUUCGAUGCGGGGGCGCAUAUGACCCUUGUCCUAUAAUCCAGCUGCCCCUAUUCCCAGCGGUGCAGGAAAAGCGCCUUCACAGCAGCGAGCGCUUGACCCCUUCGCCUUGCUGGAUCCUCUGUCCUCAUUGGAACGAUCAUGCGAAGUUCGAUGAGCCUGGCAUGGCUAGCCAUGAUGGCAAUGCUAUCGACCCAACGAAGUCUCGCUGAACACCACAUGAGUCGCCCUGUGGUUUCCCGCCAGAACUCGGGCUCCGAUGUAUCCUUGACGAUCUCCAACUGGUGUGCUGAGACCAUCUGGCCUGGAAUCGUGACUCAAGGCGGACAUGGUCCAACGGCCACAGGCUUCGAGUUGAGUCCCCGAGCCAAUCGGACACUCCAGGUUGGCGGUGAUUGGCAGGGUCGCGUUUGGGGCCGAACAAAUUGCACUUUCAACAGUGGUCAGAACAAGGCCAGCUGCACAACUGGCGAAUGCGGACAGCUCGUGUGCCAUCAAGCAGGCAAUCCGCCAGCGACAUUGGCAGAGUUCACCAUGAACGGGGGGCAAAGUCAGACCUUCUACGACAUCAGUCUUGUAGACGGCUACAAUCUACCCAUGGCCAUCGUUCUCCUCCCAAAUGGCGGGAGCACAUCCAGCGGCAGUGCGUCCAACCCGUCUUGCGUUGGGAGCUUGCAGGGCUUCGUUGCUUCGUCAAGCUACAAUCCCUACAGCAACGGCCAGGUUUUCCUUGGGACAACUUCUUCGGACCCGCUGCCAUUCGACAAGGAGGUCACUGCCUCAAGCUUAUCAAGCUGGUGUCCCUGGGACCUACAGGUCGCACCGCCGCUCGCGCCCGGCGAUGGCGUCUAUCCUUACCCUGAGACGAACAUACAGCGACCAGCUUUCGCUCCUUGUCUGUCAGCUUGUGCCAAAUACAACAGCCCACAAUAUUGCUGCACUGGGCAGUACGAUGGACCACACAAGUGCGCCGCAAACUAUUAUGCCAAGGCCGCGAAGGAUAUCUGUCCGGAUGCUUAUUCCUACGCCUAUGACGAUCAAGACAGCACGUUCAUUGUGCCGACUGGCGAUAGCUUUCAGGUCAUCUUUUGUCCUGGUGGUCGGAGCACAAACAUCAUUGCGUCGAAAUGAGUCGAUCUCAAGAUGGUGGAUCUGAACAUGUACUCUGAUGACUUCGAUAAACUGCUCAGCAGCUGUAUGAGAUCGCAGAUAGCUUCAAUCGGAUGAUAGACGGC
This is a messenger RNA of Dissoconium aciculare CBS 342.82, 1546 nucleotides long. Its product is annotated as Osmotin, thaumatin-like protein. Gene Ontology annotation, cellular component: extracellular region. Bases 486 to 1442 code for a protein of 318 amino acids. Gene Ontology annotation, biological process: defense response. The record is from RefSeq and is a predicted model, not a curated record. The transcript is spliced from 2 exons. Lineage: Eukaryota; Fungi; Ascomycota; Dothideomycetes; Mycosphaerellales; Dissoconiaceae.